Messenger RNA from Exophiala mesophila, 1236 nucleotides. RefSeq lists its product as uncharacterized. Bases 1 to 1236 code for a protein of 411 amino acids. The transcript has 3 exons. Gene Ontology annotation, biological process: regulation of transcription by RNA polymerase II. The record is from RefSeq and is a predicted model, not a curated record. NCBI's taxonomy places the organism in Eukaryota, Fungi, Ascomycota, Eurotiomycetes, Chaetothyriales, Herpotrichiellaceae. Gene Ontology annotation, molecular function: DNA-binding transcription activator activity, RNA polymerase II-specific.
AUGGGUGUCGACAGUGCAAAACCAGAAGGGUCAAGUGCGACGAGACUAGUCCGCAAUGCCAGCGAUGCCUCCGACGGCAUUCUCACUCCCGCUGGCAUAGAUGAUACCACUCCUAGGAGCCUCGAGUACAUGCCUUCGGACCCCGACUUACCACGGCCUAGCUUGUUACCCCCCAAACUUCAGCCAUCGACCACCUCUGCACCAAUUCCCACUGUCCCCUUUACCGCCAAACGCUUUGAUCUUCUCGAUCUUGAACUCAUCCAACAUUGGUCCACCAGGACCUACAUCACCAUGUCCUCCCGGCUAACCGCUCACGUUGUCUGGCGUGACACCAUCUUCGCCGAGGCCCUGCGACACGAGUUUCUUCUGCAUGGUCUCAUAGCCACCUCUGCUCUACACAAAGCAACCCUGCAACCUGAGUCCGCUGAAGCCCGCGCCGAGUAUUCCAAAGUCGCCCUCGCCUAUCAAAAUGCAGCCUUGGCGGGCUACAUCCCCGCCGUCAGCAAUCCAACCCAAGACAAUGGCAUUGCCCUCUUUUCGCUGUCAUUGUUCCUUACCAUUUGGGCCUUCGCCUCGAAGCGUUUACCGGAAGGUCUGAGCAGCGUCAAGCUUGAGUUGUCGUCCCGCGAUUCCUCGCCAGAGGUCGUUUUUCCUCCUCACUCUCCCAUCGCGCAAUUUUUUGAGAUUUUCAUGAUCGUCAGAGGCGUCUACGCCGUCAUAACCGAGACCAAAGUCUGGCUUCAGGGAGAUAUUGAGGAGCUUCUUCGAUUUCCAAAGCCUGACGAGUUACCGCCUCACUCCGCCGACAUCCUCGAGGCUUUCAAUCGUCUCGAAAAUGCGCUCGACGACCCUCGUCUAAACCCACCCGAGGAUGCUGGACAAGAUUUACGGCCCCUUUUUAAGGACCAAAUUGAAUCCUUGCUGAGAAUAUCCAGAUGUCGCUCUGUUGUUGAAUGGGACGGACACAUCUUCUCGUGGGUCAUCUUCGCACCACAGGAAUUUCUCAACUGUUUGAAACGUGGACACCCUAUGGCACUGGCUAUGUUUGCGCUGUGGUCGGCUGCCCUUCGCUGUAUGGAUCACCACUGGUGGGCUACAGGGUGGCCUUACACCCUCGUAUCUGCCGUUUCAACCCACCUCGGCCCUGCUUGGAGUUCUGUUCUUGAAUGGCCAAAGAGAGAGGUUGGUCUGACCUUUCAAGAAACUUCGGGAUUCGAGAAUCGAAGAAUGGUGUGA